Messenger RNA from Hemiscyllium ocellatum (epaulette shark), 3377 nucleotides. Its product is annotated as zinc finger protein 239-like. The record is from RefSeq and is a predicted model, not a curated record. Lineage: Eukaryota; Metazoa; Chordata; Chondrichthyes; Orectolobiformes; Hemiscylliidae. The coding region runs from base 908 to 1894 and encodes 328 amino acids. Gene Ontology annotation, molecular function: RNA polymerase II cis-regulatory region sequence-specific DNA binding; DNA-binding transcription factor activity, RNA polymerase II-specific. The transcript is spliced from 2 exons. Gene Ontology annotation, biological process: regulation of transcription by RNA polymerase II.
GAGUGCCUGGGCCAUAGAUUGUUCUCUCAGCACUGAAGACAACGCUGCCUCUUAUUGGUGUUCGAGUUCUUGGAUCUUCUGUACUUUUUCUACCCGCAGUUUGAUACUUAUGUUGUGAGAGUUAACAUGAGGAUGUCCUCAAAGCAUCUCUGAAGAGACUGAAUACAAACCACCGACUCAGGGGUGUGUCCAGCUUGUGGUGGACUAAAGUGGAGAAAGCUGGUUUGGGAAUGCACGGAGUACAUUGAGAUACUUUGUUGAGUAUCUGCAGAGUCAAAGUGGAGGCACCUCAAGUUCCAAACAUCCACCUGACCCUUUAUGCUUUGCACAUCCCCAUCCCACGGUGCAGCACCUACAGAUCAUGCAUUUGUCACCUAAUCCAGAGUCAUGUAAGGAAGCCAUUCAUGAUCCUGAGAGACUGCUGAAGAAUGAGAGAGGCAGGGCUGUCUUCUCAGUCUUAGCCAGGUCAUCAGCUACCAUUUGAAGUAUUUGUUCCGUAAGCGGAUGUCAAAAGAAGAGAAUUUUCAGACAGCAAUGUCUAAUCAAACAUCAAUAUCUGACAGUCCCAAGAUUCACCAGGACCUGAAAUUCAUCAGCCUUUGAAUGUGGAAGAAGAAGUUUUUCUUCAUUCUUUCUGAGGGAAAAGAUUUCAAAUGUCAGUGUAACCAGAAAACAACAAGACAACAAACCCACCCGAUUGAGAGUGUCCAAGUGAAUUGACUGCAAAAAGCAUGAAUCAAUUACACAGACUGAAUGUUCCAGUGAAUUGAUUGGAGAAUGAGCUUUAACCAAUGACACUGUCCAAGAUAAAUCACACUGUUCACUGCCGGGAGAAACCAUACCUGUGUUUUGUGUGUUGACGAGGCUUCAACUGAUCAUCCAACUUAGACACACAAACAACUGCACCAUGGAGAAACCAUGGAAAUGUGGGGACUGUGGGAAAGGAUUCAGAUCCCCAUCUGAUCUGGAAAUUCAUCGACGCAUUCACACUGGUGAGAGACCGUUCACCUGCUCUGAGUGUGGAAAAGGAUACACUCAGUUAUCCAGCUUACAGACACACCAGAGAACUCACACUGGGGUGAUGCCAUUCAGUUGCUCUGACUGUGGGAAGGGAUUCACUCGAUCAUCCACCCUGCUGAAGCACCAGCGAGUUCACACAGGAGAGAGGCCUUUCACCUGCUCUAAGUGUGGGAAAGGAUUCAGCCAUUCUUCCAACCUCCUGACGCACCAGCGGGUUCACACUGGGGAGAGGCCUUUCACUUGCUCUGAGUGUGGGAAAGGAUUCUCUGAUUCAUCGACCCUGCUGAAACACCAGCAAGUUCACACUGACAAGAGACCUUUUAUCUGCCCCAUCUGUGGGAAGUGCUAUAAAAGUUCCAGAGAACUGUCAUGCCAUCAACGUGUUCACACCGAUGAGAGACCCUUCAGGUGCUCUCACUGUAGGACAGGGUUCAAAACGACAUCUGACCUCGCUGUCCACCAGCGAGUUCACACUGGAGAGAAACCAUUCAUCUGCUUUGAGUGUGGGAAAAGUUUCACUUAUUCAUCCAACCUCCUGAGGCACCAGCGUGCUCACUCAGAUCUGAGAGCCUUUCAAUGUUCAGAUGGUGAGGAGAGCUUUAAAAGUGGCAAUGACUUGCAGACACACCGAUGCAUUGACGCUGGAGAGAGUCCGUUCUGCUGCUGCGAUAGUGGGAAGAGGUUCACUGAUUCAUCCAACCAACUAAACGAUCAGCAAAGUCAAGUUGUGGAGAAGUCAUUUACCUGCUCCAAAUGCAGGAAGGACUCACUUGGGUGUUUACCUUGCUGCAAAAGUAGCGAGUUCACUCAGAGAAGAGGUCAUACACUUGAGCCCUGUAUGGGAAGGAAUUCAUUCAUUCUUCCCUCCUGCUGAGAUUGCAGUGAGUUCAUAUAUGAUUGACUGACUGCAGGGGUUGGAUUCUGUUUGCGCAGCUAUUCAUCUCAUUCAGAGCUGGCUGCUCCCCAGUGGAACUCACUGGUGCAUCAGGAAGUUGGAGAAUGAGUUAUUGUUGUCAUUUAUGUAAAUGAUUUUGAUGUGAAUAUAGGCGGAAUGGUUAGUAAGUUUGCAGGUGACAGCAAGGUUGGUGCUAUAGCGGACAGUGAAGAAGGUUAUCUCUCAAUACAAUAGGAACUUGAUCACGAUGGCUGAGGAUUGGCAGAUGAAGUUUAAUUUAGAUAGGUAUGAGGGUUGCAUUUUAGUAAGGGAAAUCAAGGCAGGACUUUACACACAUGGUAGGGUCCUGGGGAGUGUGGCUGAGGAAAGAAACCUUGGGAUGCAGGUUCAUAUUUCGUUGAAGAUGGAGUCCCAGGUAGACAGGUUAGGAAAGAAGAUUUUGGUACGCUUACUGUUAUUGGUCAGUGCAUUGAGUAUAGGAUUGGGUUGAAUGUUGCGGCUGUACAGGACAUUGGUUAUUCCACUUAUGGAAUACUGCGUUCAGUUCUGGUAUCCCUGCUAUAUGAAAGAUGUUGUUAAACUUGAAAGGGCGCAGAAAGGAUUUACAAUGAUGUUGCCAGGGUUGUAGGGUUUGAGCUACACUUACAGGCUGAAUAGGCUGGGCUAUUUCCCUGCCGUGCCUGAGGCUGAUGGGUAACCUUAUAGAGGUUUAUAAAGUCAAGAAGGGCAUUGGUAGGGUAUGUAACCAGGUCUUUUCCCCUGGGUAGGGGAGUCUAAAAUGAGUUGGCAUAGCUUUAAGCUGAGAGGGGAAAGAUUUAAAAGGGACGUAAGGGGCAUCUUUUUCAUUCAAAGGGUGGUGCAUGUAUGGAACGAGCUGCCAGAAGAAGUGAUGGAGGUUGGUACAAUAACAGCAUUUAAAAGGCAUCUGGAUGGUUCCAUAACUGUGAAGGGUUUAGAGGGAUAAGGGCCAAAUGCUGGCAGUUGGAACUAGAUUAAUUUUGGAUACCUGGUAAGCUUGGGCAAGUUGGACUGAAGAGUGUGUUUCCAUGCUGUAGAGCUGUAAUCCUGAGAUAGGGAAAAAUUAUGUCCCAGCCACUCUACUCCAUGUUUCAGAGCUCUGAGACGUAACUGUUUCAAGUCAUUAAGAACAAUGGGGAAUGGUAGAAAUGUAUAAUCAAGCCAGAGAUUGGGGUCAUAAUGGGAUCUGCUCCUGACUGAAAAUGAAAUGGCAGAUUUAGGUUUCCAGUGUGAUAGCAACAGUGGUUUUUAUGGUCUGAGGAAUUAAAACGAUUAUGUGAUGCUCCUGAUUCUCAGAAUGUACGUGAACAACACCAACUUAGACCUUUUCAUAUUGUAAAACUUGCCAAGGUGCUUUAUACUUGACCAAAAGCUUUAUUGAGGUAGAUUUUAGGGAGGGAAUUCUCAAGCUUGAUAUCUUGGUAGCUGAAAGUGCAACCACAGA